This is a messenger RNA of Fusarium falciforme, 930 nucleotides long. RefSeq names its product J domain-containing protein. The transcript is spliced from 3 exons. Lineage: Eukaryota; Fungi; Ascomycota; Sordariomycetes; Hypocreales; Nectriaceae. Bases 1 to 930 code for a protein of 309 amino acids. The record is from RefSeq and is a predicted model, not a curated record.
AUGACGUUGACACUUUUUGGCCUCAACGAUAGCAGCCUCUACUUGGUACUUACCUACCACCAAUACAAAUUUACCUACUUCAGUAACAACCUGGCCUCUACCUUGACUCUCUGCCUAGACACAUCACUCGCUAGAUCGCUUCUUCGUUCCCUAUACUCGUCUACAGUGUCAGAAUGGCUACCGGAGCUCCCCCAGACUACUGUGAACUCUCCAACAACCCCACCAUGGAAUGCGCCGACAGCUAACACGGCGAAUACUUCAGAUGCCAUCCUUGAGGUCUCUGAGACGGCCACCACUCAGCAGAUCCGCGAUGCCUACAAGCGUGCUGCCUUGAAGACGCACCCCGAUCGCGUCGCCAGCACCUCCCCAGACCGAGCCGAACGAACCCGCAAGUUCCAGCUCGUCAACGACGCCUACUAUACCCUCUCCGAUAACAACCGCCGUCGCGAGUACGACGCCCAGCGCAAGCUCUUCAACACGAGCACCCCGGCCGACCCCUUCGAGGAGGACAUCCCCGAGGGCGAGGAGGGGGCGGCGCCCGAGAGCGCAUACUCAUGGGCGUGGAACUUCUUCACCAAACAGGCCGGCGGGGCCAACGCGCAGGACCGUGAGCAGACGGAGAAUGCCCAGUUCAGCGACGUGUUUGAGGAGAUGAUGCGGGAGGAGGGCAUGGCUGAGGGAGGGGAUAACCACCCCACAGGCAAGUUCUGGGGCAUGCUGGGCGGCGUGAGCGGCGGCGCCCUGGGCUUCAUCGUUGCCAACGUGCCGGGCAUGGUAGCUGGCGCCGUGGCGGGAAACAGGCUAGGGGCCAUCCGAGAUGCCAGGGGCAAGAGCGUAUAUGCCGUGUUCCAGGAACUUCCUCAGGAUGACAGGGCCAAGCUGUUGAGCCAGCUGGCCAUAAGGGUGUUCAGCCAUGCUGUUGGUAUUUGA